Molecule: messenger RNA, 840 nt
Organism: Saxophila tyrrhenica
Lineage: Eukaryota; Fungi; Ascomycota; Dothideomycetes; Mycosphaerellales; Extremaceae
Exons: 2
Coding region: 1-840 (279 amino acids)
Molecular function (GO): oxidoreductase activity, acting on the CH-OH group of donors, NAD or NADP as acceptor
Source: RefSeq, a predicted model, not a curated record
AUGGACGCUCUACCAGAUGACUUCUUCAUGAACAGUCUGGCCUUCACACCGCGGGUUCACCGCGAGCCAUACCCUGCCAUUGAUCCAACCUCGCCGUCCCUGGCAUUGGCCGGCAGGGUGGUUAUCGUGAGCGGAGUAACAAAAGGCAUUGGCCGUAGAGGCAUCGUACCAGCAUUCGCGAAGGCGCGACCCAAGGCUAUGGUUCUCGUCGCUCGGAGUCGAGAUGGCGCCACCGCAGUAGCCGACGAGCUCAGCCAGAUGUAUCCAGACACAGAGUUUGUCGGUAUUGCCGCAGACGUUUCCAAAGACGAAGACGUCGCCUCGCUGUUCCAACAGGUCUCGUCCCUUUUCGGACAGGCAGACAUCCUGGUGAACAACGCCGGUGUCAACAGCGCCGGCGGUCUGCUUGCUGAUGUCGCGACUGCGACUUGGUGGAGUGACUUCGAGACCAACGCCAAAGGCCUCUUCCUGAUGUGUCAAACUUUCUUGAAGCACGCCGAUCCUACCCAACCCAGCACCAUCAUCAACCUGUCGACAUCUGGAGCACCCGCUGUCUUCCCAGGCAUGUCCGCAUACACCCUCGCGAAGCUUGUCGGGCUGCAGAUGACGGCCUACAUCGCAGCAGAGUACGCGAACACCACAGCGGUCGCGUUGCAUCCAGGUGUCGUCCGAACAGACAUGGUGGUGCCGUCUUUUGUUCGGUUUGCCAAAGACUCUCCUGAUCUGGUUGGGAGCACGGCCGUCUACUUGUGCUCGGAGCAGGCGCGAUGGUUGUCUGGCUGCUUCGUCAAUGCGAAUUGGAACAUGGAGGAUCUUGCGAAGAGAAGGGAAGAAGUAUAA